Molecule: messenger RNA, 3789 nt
Organism: Saccoglossus kowalevskii
Lineage: Eukaryota; Metazoa; Hemichordata; Enteropneusta; Harrimaniidae
Product: vitellogenin-like
Biological process (GO): lipid transport
Molecular function (GO): lipid carrier activity
Source: RefSeq, a predicted model, not a curated record
AUGAUUACACCGGAAGCGCCAAGUCAUUUCAUCCUGCUGGUCAAGUCCCUGCGUGAGUGUGAUCGUACAACGCUCAUUGACAUCUACGGUAAUUACAAAGAUAACAUAGUCAAAAAAGAAUGGUUACUGAAUGCCAUGGCCAUGACUGGUACCGUACAUUCUGUCAAACUGAUCAAAACACUGGUUGAAGACAAACUCAUAUCGACGACAGACCUUACCACGUUGCUAAUCAACAUGUUUGCUACCAAGAGACCAACUGAAACCAUCUUAGACGAUAUCAUGACGAUCUGCAAGUCUGAUAUGAUGACGCUUCCAAAUCUUAAUCUUGCGGAGGUUUCUAUGGAAACCAUAAAGAGUGUGAUUGAACUCCGUCGCAGUUGCUUCCUGACUUUUAGCAUCCUUUUUGAGAAAUUGUACAAAGAUACUGAGUUCUUCCCAAGCAAGUACGAAAUAUUUCUUAGGAACUGCGAGUCUACUUACCAGGAACCAAUCACUACAAUCAACAAGGGUAUCAAGUAUAUGGAUUUCAAUAUGUACAAGGAAGAUCCUUCAACAGUCAAGAAGAAGAUCAUUGCCGAGGAGACGAAGUUGAUGUGUUUAAAAUCCAUGGGUAACGCCGGUCUUAAGAGUCACGUGGAUAACAUCGUCACUAAACUCAAGAAUGAGAUGAAAGAUAAUUCGUUGGAAGUCCGUGUUAACGCGAUCUAUGCGCUUCAACGAAUUGCUCCAAAACUACCAAAGAAGAUUAUGUCUGUGCUGAUGCCAUUUUACCGCAAUCCCGAUGAAGAUCCAGAGAUACGCAUUGUUUCAUACUUGGCCAUCCUCGAAACUAAACCGACACCAUCCAUCUAUACACUGCUAGCUGAGCAUCUGAAUAAGGAAACAAGCAGACAAGUCGGUACCUUUGUCUAUUCCCAUCUCAUGCACCUUGCCAAUACCACGCACCCUUGCAUGAAAUAUGAAUCGCAAGCUGCUCACAUGGCUCUACGAUUUGCUCGUCCAUUUGUUGCUCCAUUUGUCAGUAGUCUGCACUACUCUCAUGGAUUACACAAGUCUUUCUAUAAUGACAACUUGAAGAUGGGCGGCUAUGCUGAUAUCCAUAAUAUUUUUACCCAGAGUUCAAUUGUACCACGUUUCAUCAAGACCAAAAUUAAUGUUAAUAUUUUCGGUCAAAAUAUUGAUCUAAUUGAGACUGGUAUCCGCACUGAGGGCUUACAAUACUUUGUGGAGAAAAUCUUCGGACCAAAAGGAUUCUGGGAGAAACGUCAAUCUCUCUUUGACUUUUUAAAAAGGAGAAAUGAACGUUCCAUUGAAAAGAGUGCUAUUCGCGAUGAAAUAGACAUACUGAAAGAGAAGGUUAAAAGUCGCUAUCGCAUGCCAGAAGAACCUAAGGGCAGUAUGUAUGUUAAAAUGUUUGGUGAUGAAAUUUUUUACAAGGCAUUCAACAAAGAUGAUAUCAAGAAUUUGCUGGUCGAUGGCAAGAUUAUCCCAAACGAUCGCAACAUUGAGGAAACUCUGCGCCGUGGUGAUAGCAUCAACUACAAGAAAGCUACCUUGUUGUUGGACACCGAAUACCAAGAACCCACAAUUCUCGGUAUACCGGUCUCUCUUAACAUCACAUCCGGUCUUAUUAUGAAACUAAAAGCAAUUGGUCGAGCUGAGGUCAAACCAGAACUUUUCACUCCAAAACCAACUGGAGUCAAUGCACAUGGUAUUACUACUCCGAACAUUAUGAUCACGAUGCUCGGUAAGAUGGGUGUUGAUUGUACUUUGAUGAAGACAGGCAUUGCCCUAAAUGCUACAACUCAUGUGUACGUUCCAAUAGAAGCGCGAGCUGAACUCAAUAUGGAGGACAACACGUACAAGGUCAAUGUUGUCACUCAAGAAGAAUACAAACGUGACCUCAUAACUUUUGAACACAAUUUGUAUACUUACACGACUAAAAUGGACAAGUCACUGGACCAAUAUACCAAGAUAAAUGGCGUUAUAGUUAACACUAUUAAACAGAACACAACGUGCUUGACCCUAUUGAAGAAUGCCUUUGCAAUCUGCAGUGAAUACAAAUACGUACCACGCAAGCACGUCCAUGACCCGAUGUAUUUGCUAACGGGUCCAUCACAUUUCCAGAUAUAUAGUGUGAAGGGUUAUGAUAUGCCAAAGGAAUUGCAAUUUGAGUUGAAGAUUAAAGAUACGCAAAGCCUUGAACCCGUUGUACGCGUGCUGAAAUCGAACACUAAGUAUGAGCUGAAGUUUACAACGUUAGGGGCGCCAAAGGAGGAAACGUUCACAUACAGAAUGAGAAUGGACAUCAGUCCAGAAGAACGCAAACUUGAAUUGAUCCAUAUUCGUAGCAACGUUCCCGAAUUUAAAAGCAAAAUGAAACUGCAGAUGACUAAGUUAAUGAAGGAGGUUAUCUUUGAUUGGGAGUUUGGUGAAUCCAAACCUGUCAGACAUCCUAUCACCACCACAGACACCUUUGACAGCGAGCGUGAAUACCGUCUCUUAAUGAUUACUACUUUACCGAAAACUGACUUGUCUGAGAUGCACAUCAAAACUGUCUACACUGAAUUACCCACCACAAUGAAAACGAUCUGCUCAAAGAUUGAAACCUUACUACCCAAGUAUCUAUACAAGAUGUUUUACAACGUUGAGGUACAUCCAACUAAACAUGAUAUGUCGCACACAGUUGAACUAUUCACCAAGCUGGUGACACCAGACAACAUCAUUGAGAUGUUGUUGAAGACUCCGCUGCAGGAAAUUCGUGUUAGGAACAUCACUCUUCCAGUCCCCAUCAAAAACUUGGUGCACAAGAAGAUUCCUGGCAGUGUGGAAGGAAUUAAAGAUGCUAUCCUGAGGAAAAUGAUCCUUCCAACUUGCAUUGUUGAGAAUAAUGUGUUCAAGACAUUCGACAAUGUGACCUACAUGUAUGAGAUGCCAGGUAGUUGCCUGCACGUGCUUGCCAAGGACUGCUCUCCUUCCGAACGUUUCGUCGUUCUUCUUCAAAACAAAAACGUUGUUGAUCAGGUGAACGUUGAAAGGAAUACAAUUCGACGCAACAAGAUCAUUGCCUAUGUGGAUGACAAUAAGAUAGAGAUGUACACAACUGCAGAACACAAAGUCAUUGCCAGGGUUAAUAACGAGAUUUUGAACUUCACUCCGGAUAACAAGAUGACUGUUGUUAUGCCAUCUUUUGGUAAAUUCAUGCACAAUGGGACAGAAAUCAACAUGACAGCUGAGAUCGGUCUUCACAUUUACUACAGUGAGCACUACGUGCAUACCCAGGUCACCGCGUGGUAUUUCAAUAAGACUUGUGGUCUAUGUGGCGAUUACAAUGGUGAAACGUAUAAAGAAUUGAUCACACCUACAGAGCAAUCUGUCAAAUCUACAGACAAGUUUGGCCUCAGCUGGUUAGUUGAAGGCGAUGAUUGUAACGAUGAAGAUUGCAAACUGAUGAAGCAGAAAAUAUACCCAUUAGAUGAAUAUGUAUAUAUCAAUGAGAACGAGAUGUCAUGCUUCAGCGUGGAGCCAGUAUUGACAUGCCAGCCGGGAUGUAGACCCACACAAUUGACAGAUUUGAACACCUAUAUGACUACCACACACAUGGCUACCAAGACAAAGGUGGGCUUCUACUGUGUGAAAUUCAAGGAAAGUGAAAUGAUUCGAGAUAGGAUUGGAAAAAGAAACUUUGACCUGACUGCCAAGAAAAUUGACAUCACCAAAGAGAUCAGCGUCCCACAUGAGUGUAUCUGUGAAGCACAGUGUAAACAUUAUCCAUUUCUCCAAUAUUAA